This is a messenger RNA of Zea mays, 1855 nucleotides long. RefSeq names its product non-cyanogenic beta-glucosidase. The record is from RefSeq and is marked validated. The transcript is spliced from 12 exons. The coding region runs from base 19 to 1692 and encodes 557 amino acids. Gene Ontology annotation, biological process: carbohydrate metabolic process. Lineage: Eukaryota; Viridiplantae; Streptophyta; Magnoliopsida; Poales; Poaceae. Gene Ontology annotation, molecular function: beta-glucosidase activity.
UUAGCCAGCUAUCAAGACAUGGCUCCACUUGUUGCUGCUGCCACGAAUCACACUGCCCAUAGAAGCCACAUAGUAGGACCCAACAAUGAGAAUUUUCCAAGGCACCAACCUUGUUCAUCACAAAACAGAAACAAGAGACUCAGGCUUAGGUCACGAGCACAAAGGAUAAGCAGUCAGCUGCUUGCAAGCCGAAAGCUUAUGCCAUGGCAAAUCCCUAAAAGGGACUGGUUUCCUCCUAGCUUCAUCUUUGGUGCCGCCACCGCAGCAUACCAAAUUGAGGGCGCCUGGAAUGAAGAUGGGAAGGGGCCAAGCAAUUGGGAUCACUUCUGCCACAAUUAUCCGGAUUGGAUACUGGACGGAAGCAAUGGGGACACUGGAGCCAAUUCCUAUCAUAUGUACCCUGCGGAUGUCAGAUUGCUAAAGGAAAUAGGCAUGGACGCGUACAGAUUCUCCAUCUCUUGGUCCAGAAUACUGCCGAAGGGAACGCUCGAAGGAGGUAUUAAUCAGGCCGGCAUCAAGUACUACAAAAAGCUCAUCAACUUAUUGAUAGAGAACGGAAUAGAGCCAUUUGUAACAAUUUUUCAUUGGGACGUCCCUCAAGCACUGGAAGACAAGUACGGUGGCUUUUUAGGCGACAGGAUUGUAAAGGAUUACACAGACUUCGCUAAGGUGUGCUUUGAGAACUUCGGUGACAAGGUGAAGAAUUGGUUGACCUUUAACGAGCCACAGACAUUUACAACCUUUUCGUACGGAACGGGAGUUUUUGCCCCUGGACGGUGCUCACCAGGAGAAAAAUGUGCUCAGCCUAUUGCUAACUCACUCACCGAACCAUACAUUGCUGGCCACAACAUCCUUCGAGCCCACGCUAUGACUGUUGACCUCUACAACAAGAAUUACAAGGGUACAGACGGCCGCAUUGGGCUUGCGUUUGACGUAAUGGGUCGCGUGCCAUAUGGAAAUACAUUUCUCGAUGAACAGGCCCAGGAAAGGUCCCUCGAUCAAAACCUAGGAUGGUUCUUGGAGCCUGUGGUCCGUGGUGACUACCCCUUCUCCAUGAGAUCAUUAGCGAGGAAACGGCUACCUUUCUUCACGGAUAAUGAGCAAGCGAUGCUAGCGGGUUCCUAUGACAUAUUGGGGAUAAAUUACUAUACCUCAAGGUUCUCUAAGCACGUCGACUUCUCAGAAGACUACUCACCUAAGCUCAACGCCGACGACGCCUAUGCCACUGCAGAAAUCUUUGGACCUGACGGGAAUUCUAUUGGUCCUCCUAUGGGAAAUCCAUGGAUCUACAUGUACCCUAAAGGCCUAAAGGAUCUUCUUAUGAUCAUGAAGAACAAAUACGGAAACCCGCCUAUCUAUAUCACCGAGAACGGAAUCGGGGACGUUGACACAAAGGACAAUCCUCUAUCCAUGCAAGAUGCGUUGGAGGACUACAAGAGGCUAGAUUACCUCCAGCGCCACAUCUCAGUUAUUAAAGAAUCAAUAGACUUGGGGGCGGACGUGCGCGGCCACUUCACAUGGUCUCUGUUGGACAACUUCGAGUGGUCUAGUGGCUACACCGAGCGUUACGGCAUCAUCUACGUCGACCGUGACGACGGCUACAGGCGCUACCUGAAGCGCUCAGCUAAGUGGCUGAGAGAGUUCAACGGAGCUGCCAAAAAGGCUGAAAAGAAGGUUCUUACGCCAGCUUAGAAUGUAGUGGUGUGUAGUUUCAGUUCAGCUGUGUGUCUGAUGUGUAUGGCCGUGGGAUGAAACAAGCUAGCUAGAAUGUAGUGGUGUGUAGUUUCAAUUCAGUAGUGUGUGUCCGACCCGUUUUAUGCAAAUAAAUAAUUAAUGGACGUGUGAUCCAUUUGUC